Entamoeba dispar SAW760 is the source of this 681-nucleotide messenger RNA. RefSeq lists its product as uncharacterized. The coding region runs from base 1 to 681 and encodes 226 amino acids. The record is from RefSeq and is a predicted model, not a curated record. The transcript has a single exon. NCBI's taxonomy places the organism in Eukaryota, Evosea, Mastigamoebida, Endamoebidae.
AUGGGAAACACCACUACAAAAUAUAAAGACAAUAAAGGGAAAUUAAAUAUCGAAAAUAUACUGAAUGUAUGUCGAUAUAUUAAUAAAGAAGAGGAUUAUAUACAAAUGAUGAUGGUGAACAAGAAAUACAAAGAGAUUCAUAAGAAGAUGAAAUACAAUCCAUUCAGUAUUAAAUCAAAAAAGAUUUUUCCUAAAUUAACAAAUCAAUUUUUAUAUUCAAGAAAUGACAAUAAAAUUAAAGGAGUUCAUCAUAUUUUAGUUGAAGUUAUUUCAUAUUCAACAUAUAUGAAAGAAAUAGAUGAUGAUAUUUAUUGUUGUAAUAUUAAAUAUGAAGAAGAAGAUAAAGAAGAAUAUGGAGAAAAGAUAGAAAAUGAAUGUAAUUGGAUAGGCAGAUAUUAUGAUAGAGAAAUUACAGAAAUAAGAAUUGAAGAACAUAUUAAACAAUGUGUUGAUGAAUGUUUUAAUGGAUAUACAAGUUUAACAAAAAUAGAAUUAUCACCACAUCUCUAUAAACUUCCAUUUAAAUGUUUUAAUAAUUGUAAAUCAUUAAUAAAAAUUAAUAUUGAAUAUGUUACAUAUAUUGGAGAUAAUUGUUUUUCAAAUUGUACAAGAUUAAAAGAAAUACGAAUGAAUAAAGACAUUGGAUAUGUUGGGGUAGUUUUUGGAAUUGUAAAAGUUUAA